AUGAAGCGGUUGCUAGGCGGCGGAGGCGCGCGCCUCUGCCUCGCGCUCCUCCUCCGCCAUUGGCUCUUGGGCUCCAGCGCGUGCCCGUGCGAGCAACCUUCGCUUUGCAAACCUGUCUCGAGUCAGCGCGACUUCGAGGUCUUUGCAUUUGAUGUUGGUGGGAAGACCUGGAAGUUUUAUGACUGGACACAAAUUACAACUGUGGCAACUUUUGGAGACUAUGAUCCUGAGCUUAUAUGUUAUGCUCAUUCAAAAGGAUCCAGAGUUGUUUUAAAAGGAAAUAUAUCUGUGAAGAAAAUUUUAAAACUUACUGUUCGAACAGCCUGGAUAAAACAAAAAAUCAGCCUGGCUAAAAAGCAAUACAUGGAUGGAAUCAAUAUAGACAUUGAACAAACAGUUAAAAAGUCAUCAGCUGAAUAUUAUGCAUUAACUGCUUUAGUUAAGGAAACAACAGAAAUUUUUCACAAAGAAAUUCCUGGUUCUCAGGUAACUUUUGAUGUACCAUGGUCGCCUGAAUGUGUAGACAGUAGAUGUUACAACUAUACUGGAAUUGCUGACUCCUGUGAUUUCCUGUUUGUGAUGUCUUACGAUGAACAGAGUCCAUUGUGGUCCAGUUGCAUAGCAGGCGCCAAUGCCCCUUACAAACAAACUUUAGUGGGAUAUGAUCAUUAUAUUCGCAUGGGCAUUAAUCCAAAGAAACUGGUGAUGGGCGUUCCAUGGUACGGCUAUGAUUAUAUAUGCUCAAAUUUACAUAAGGAUCAUGUUUGCUUCUUUGCAAAGAAUGUUUUCCCAGGGGCUCCAUGCAAUAAUGUCACAAUGAGACAAGCCCCAUAUAGAAUCAUUAUGACAUUGGAGAAUACUUCUACUUCUGGGAUUCUGUGGGAUGAGGAACAAAAAGCUCCCUUUUUAGACUACAAGGACUCAAAGGGUGCUUUUCACCAACUGUGGUUUGACAAUGCCAAGAGCAUUUCUCUGAAAGCAGCCUACGCAAAGGAACGUGGUCUGAGGGGCAUUGGGAUGUGGAAUGCAAAUUGCCUGGAUUAUUCGGCAAGCAUUGCAGCUCAACAGCAAACAGAAGCAAUGUGGAAAGCCUUGAAAGGCGCAUAAUUUAUACAAUAGCCAGACUUGAAUUCAGACAGCAGUGAAUGAUUAAUUAAGUUUUUAAAUGGGUACAGUAUAGUGCACAGUAAAAAGCUGUGAAGGCUACUUGCUGUUCAUUUACCUUGUUCCAUUAGAUACGUGCUGCGUUCCUAGGGUUGAGGUAUUUUAUUUCUCAAUAAGAAAAAGAAUUUACAUCAAUCAUUCUAAGCCUGUCCUCUAAUUCCAGGAAAGGAAAGGGAAAAUGCAUGUCAUAAAUACAGCAAAUAAAGGUUUUUUU
Messenger RNA from Pantherophis guttatus, 1378 nucleotides. RefSeq names its product di-N-acetylchitobiase-like. Gene Ontology annotation, molecular function: chitin binding; chitinase activity. Lineage: Eukaryota; Metazoa; Chordata; Lepidosauria; Squamata; Colubridae. Gene Ontology annotation, biological process: oligosaccharide catabolic process; chitin catabolic process. The record is from RefSeq and is a predicted model, not a curated record.